Molecule: messenger RNA, 570 nt
Organism: Centruroides sculpturatus (bark scorpion)
Lineage: Eukaryota; Metazoa; Arthropoda; Arachnida; Scorpiones; Buthidae
Exons: 1
Coding region: 1-570 (189 amino acids)
Source: RefSeq, a predicted model, not a curated record
AUGAAAGAUAAACUGCAUCAAGCUGCACAAAUGAUCUUAGAAUGUUUAAGUACCGAGAGUGAAGAUUCUUUUGAAUUUUCAAAUACAAAAUUGUCAUUUCUCUGUGAACAGAUAUAUUUAUUUAGUUCGAAACAACCAAGAUACAGUUCUGAGACUUUAAUAUGGGCUUCCAUGUUAUUUUUUCAUUCUCCAACUUCAUAUAGGCUCAUUAAGAAUAGUAAUGUUUUGACAUUACCAUAUACAUCCUAUUUGAGGAGUUUUACUAGUUGCAUUACUAAUGAGAUUGAUCCAAAUACAGAACAUAUUACAUAUCUUAAAGAAAAAGUUCAAUGCCUUAACUCAAAAGAUAAAAUAGUUAUACUACAAUUAGAUGAAAUACAUGUAAAACCCAUGUCAUUAUUCAAAGAUGGUAGAAUUUAUGGAUUAGCAAUAAAUGAAAAAAUGUCAGAAGCUAAAUGUGUUUUGGCAUUUCUAGUGGCAUCAUUAUUUUCUAAAGAAAAAGAUAUUACUGCAUUACAUCCAGUUUGCAGUCUUAAAGCUGAGCAGUUGUUGGAACAAAACAAGUGUUGA